AUCAGGACGAACCUCUCAUUUAAUUAACGGAGCACGGAGAAGCCAGGAAUGCCAGCGAAACGGUGCAGAGAGAAGGGAUGCAAUAGCAUACACGCUAUGAGAUGAACAUACGAAAAAAGGGUUCAAAUGGCCGAUUUUAAAGUCCUUUUCUGCGGUCAAGACAUUGUUCAGACUGACCACAGGGACAUCGACUGGUCCCUUAAAGAUCAGCAAAGCCAUCACUCAAUCUGCACGGAUGAAAGAGCUCUUUCCAAUGAAGAGUGCUGCCAGGCGUGUCUGGAGGAGAAUGUUAAUGAAGAGAAGGGCGUUUCAGAACCAUGGACAGCGACUCUGGCAAUUGGACGACACUGGAAAUUGAAUGAAUGGGGAUAUGAUGAAAAGGUUGAGAUAUGUUAUGAUGAGGAGUUUGAAACAGAAUUUCAUGGUGUGCCUGACGUUUCUGACCAAAAGGACAGUCAGAUGUUAGCAGACGAGACCAACUACGACAACUUCAGUUGGAGUUCGUCUAGAGAUCUCCAAGAUGUCCCAGAGUGUUCCUUGCUGUCGGUUGACGAUUUCAUGGUGGAAUCAUCUGAAAAGUCAGUGGAUUAUGGAUUUAUAGGUGCUGUUACUUUUUUAGUUACUGGGAUAUCCUUGGUUGUGAUCUCCUACACAGUCCCACGUGAUGUCAAAGUGAAUCCUGACACUGUAUCUGCUCGAGAGAUGGAACGCUUGGAGCGAGAGAACGCCCGGGUGGGUGCUCACCUGGACAGGUGUGUGAUUGCAGGGUUGUGCCUCCUUACGCUUGGAGGUGUGGUGCUAUCAACCUUGCUCAUGAUUUCCAUGUAUAAAGGAGAGAUGUUUAGGAGACAAGCUUUUGCUUACUCCAAACACCAAGCCAGACUUUACGGCUCUGUCAAUUUUAGGGGUGGCGGAAGCCCGACUGGUGCCCCUUCACUUUUGUCCCUUGAUGAAGAUGAAGGUCCUGUUGAAAAAGAUGAAAUUUGAACUAGCAAUGCUGAAUUGCUCUUUUGCAAGCUGCGAUGUGGGCAUGUUAUCAUUUCUCAUUUGCCAAGCUCAACU
Molecule: messenger RNA, 1062 nt
Organism: Xyrauchen texanus (razorback sucker)
Lineage: Eukaryota; Metazoa; Chordata; Actinopteri; Cypriniformes; Catostomidae
Product: transmembrane protein 74
Exons: 2
Coding region: 127-987 (286 amino acids)
Source: RefSeq, a predicted model, not a curated record